AUGGGCCGCGCCGCGGGCCGCCGACGCUAGCGGGCGAGGUGCGAGGGGCCGGCCAGGAUGACCAACUCCUCCUCCGCGUCCGCCUCCUCCGCGCCCGGGGGAUCGCCGCUGCUGCUCUGCGAGGAGGAGGAGUCGUGGGCGGGCCGGCGCAUCCCCGUGUCGCUGCUGUACUCGGGCCUGGCCAUCGGGGGCACGCUGGCCAACGGCAUGGUCAUCUAUCUCGUGUCGUCCUUCCGCAAGCUGCAGACCACCAGCAACGCCUUCAUCGUCAACGGCUGCGCCGCCGACCUCAGCGUGUGCGCUCUCUGGAUGCCGCAGGAGGCGGUGCUGGGGCUGCUGCCGGCCGGCGCCGCGGAGCCCCCCGCGGGCUGGGACGGCGCGGGCGGCAGCUACCGCCUGCUGCGCGGCGGGCUGCUGGGGCUGGGGCUCACCGUGUCGCUGCUGUCGCACUGCCUGGUGGCGCUCAACCGCUACCUGCUCAUCACGCGCGCCUCGUCCUCAACGGGGUGCUCAGUCUGGGCACGGCCUCUGCCUCCGACGCCCCCUGCGGGGACCCAAACCCAGACACCGUCUUCAACGGGGUUCCCGGCCCAGGCAGAGCCUCCGCCUGACCCCCGCGGGGACCUGAACCAAGGCAUCGCCCUCAACGGGGUUCCUGGCUUGGGCGGAGCCUCCGUCUCUGACCCUCUCCGGGACCCGAACCCAGAUCUUGCCCUCAACGGGGUUCUCAGCCCCGGCGAAGCUUCCGCCUCCAACCUCCGCGGGGACCCGAACCCAGGCCUCACACUCGUCUGGGCUCCCGGUCAGGGCAGAGCUUCUGCCUCCGACCCCCGCAGAGAACCGAACCCAGGCCUGGCCCAGAACCCGGCUCCGCGGCCAUCUGGGUCCGCCGCCUGGCUUUCACCCUCUGUUUCUGUGUCUUAG
This is a messenger RNA of Carlito syrichta (Philippine tarsier), 924 nucleotides long. RefSeq names its product G protein-coupled receptor 88 (gene GPR88). Gene Ontology annotation, cellular component: membrane. Lineage: Eukaryota; Metazoa; Chordata; Mammalia; Primates; Tarsiidae. Bases 58 to 924 code for a protein of 288 amino acids. The record is from RefSeq and is a predicted model, not a curated record. Gene Ontology annotation, molecular function: G protein-coupled receptor activity. Gene Ontology annotation, biological process: G protein-coupled receptor signaling pathway. The transcript is spliced from 2 exons.